Messenger RNA from Hyposmocoma kahamanoa, 3357 nucleotides. It is a transcript of the gene RapGAP1, whose product is annotated as rap1 GTPase-activating protein 1. NCBI's taxonomy places the organism in Eukaryota, Metazoa, Arthropoda, Insecta, Lepidoptera, Cosmopterigidae. The transcript is spliced from 13 exons. Gene Ontology annotation, molecular function: GTPase activator activity. Gene Ontology annotation, biological process: regulation of small GTPase mediated signal transduction; activation of GTPase activity. The record is from RefSeq and is a predicted model, not a curated record. The coding region runs from base 591 to 2888 and encodes 765 amino acids. Gene Ontology annotation, cellular component: cytoplasm.
GUACGGACGUUGUGUGAUUCUAGAGUUUUGAUUGUUCGCGCUUCGAUCGUGUUCCGAUAGUUGUGCAGAGUUUGGCGGUUCGUGCUAUUUGUGCUAAAACUGCUUCAACUAGUUGAUGUUGAGCGGCUUGUGUUGGUUAUUGUGACUUAUGGCAAAAGAAAGUUUCAAUUGCAUUUUUAUGCAUUAGUUUAACAAGCUUUACGCUUCACGUGUGACGAUUUCGUGAUAAAACUAAACAUCUAAGUAGUCUAACCUACAUUGACAACGCAGUGCCAAGUGAAAGUUUUUAAAACUUUUGUUUUUAUAUUCAGCCGCUAUUGAACCUUACAAGACGUUUAGAAUAUCCGACAAAUCUCCGUUUGGGAAUUUCUUUUGGACCAAUAAAAAUAAUUGGAAAAGUUUAGGACGCCUGUGGGAAAGAUUGCAGCUGCUGACCCGAAAAGUGUUAUAAAAAUAACGAUUUAACGAGAGAUUUAUCUGAGGUCUUUGAAAUCCGAUCGGAGGAUGAUUAAUAGCGCGUGUGCUAUGAGGAUGCGUUUUGGAAAACGCUGAAAUCAUUGGGUUUUGAGGGAAAUACAUUUUUGGGCUUUAUGAGGGAGAGAAGGUCCUUGCCGAUAAGCAGCGAGGUGGCGCUGAAAAGUGAAAAAGAUGGAGGGAAAUUGGUUGUGAACUCUGUUUUAUGUGGCGUGGUAGAUGAACUGUCUAGUGCUCGGACUGGGAGACGAGGCUCGUGGGUGCGUCACGCAGUCAUGGGAGUUCUCAGGUGGAAAGAUUUGACAGGCGUCAGGACCAGCACGCCCACAGAUCAAAAAGAGGUGUCAAGGCCAGAAAACCGCCGAUCAGUAUCAGUUGGCGCUACUGGUGGAGUUACUGCCACGGAACGACAUUCGUACGCUGAAGGUCGAGUACCUGCUCCUCAUGGGCUCCCGCCCUCGCCAGGCGCCGUGGCCGCACAGCGAAGAGUUGCCGCGGCCUGUCAGGCCAGCCGGAGACUCUUGGAAGAGACGCUGGCUAAAGGUGGAACCCCACCAACGAUCGUGCAACCCCCCAAUGGCGGGUACUGGGUGGAUGGAGUGGAUGACACACCACCUGGUGCAGAAGAAUCUGAACGCACACAACAGCCUGGCACUCCACGGCAGGCUUCACGACGGCAUAAUAUAGACACCGAUGACACUGCCAAGUAUUACAGGCGAUUCUUCUUUGGCAUGGAGCACAUCAACUUGGUUGGGUUCGACGAGAACCUGGGCCCGGUGGUGAUGUCACUGAAGAACGAACACGUAGCCGGACAGGAUCACACGAGGAUACUGCUCCGACUCCGCACAAAUACUAUGCAUGGACUCAUUCCCACCACUAGAUCGAGCAUAAUGCCAUCUCCGCUAAAAAUGGCAAGAAUGUUGAACGAACAAGUGAACGUCGAUUUCAUGGCAGUAAUGUGUUUAAACGCGUCGUCACUGAUCGCAGCCUUCGAUGAGCACGUUUUAGUGAAUACGUUCAAAUUCGGUGUCCUAUAUCAAAAAUAUGGACAAACCACCGAAGAAGAAUUAUUUGGAAACAACGAAACGUCGCCCGCGUUCGACGAGUUCCUGGAAAUGUUGGGACAGAAGAUCAAAUUGAAGGAUCAUAAAGGAUACCGUGGUGGUCUAGACAUUAUGAACGGGCACACAGGCACAGAGGCCGUUUACGAACGCUUCUUCGACAGAGAGAUCAUGUUUCACGUAGCUCCACUGCUACCACAUACAUCUGGAGAUGCUCAACAGCUACAGAGGAAGAGACAUGUUGGAAACGAUAUUGUGGCUAUAGUUUUUCAGGAAAAGGCGACUCCCUUCACGCCAGACAUGAUUGCCUCGCACUUCCUUCACACAUUCAUCGUGGUCACGCCUCUAGAAACGGUCGGCGGGGAGACCAGGUACAAGGUGGCCGUCACCGCGCGUAAGGACGUACCAUUUUUCGGGCCGACUCUCCCGCAGCCGUCCGUAUUCAAAAAAGGCUCUGAAUUCAAAGAAUUUCUUCUAACAAAACUUAUCAACGCAGAAAAUGCAUGUUACAAAGCUCAAAAAUUCGCCCAGCUCGAGCUACGAACCAGAGCGUCGCUGUUACAAAAUUUGGCUGAAGACUUAAAGAAUAAGACCUUGGAAUUUCUUGGUACUGGAGUUAGAAUAGAGCCUGGGGCGGUUUCGCCUCAACCGGAUGGCACACCGAAGCAAGACGGUCCUGGUGCAAGGUUUAUUGAUACCGUAAAGAAGGCACUCAUUUCUAAAGUGAGGUCACCAAGCGUUGAUACGAAUCUCUCAGGCGAUAGUAACAAAAACCCCAUUAAAAGUUGCAAAGUUCUACAUGAAACUCCUACUCCUAAUAGUGGUCGUUCCAAGUCAUCUGUGGCGUCGUCGUCUGUGAGCGCUGUCUCAGUCCGCUCGGCAGGGGGCUCUGGCGAGUCGAGUCCCGACGUGACGUCACGCGCCGCCCCUCCGCGCCCCCUUCAUGAUCACAGCGACGACUCGAGCUUGAACUCCGUGGACUUGGACCCACUUGACGACAAGGACUGGCUGAGUUGUGGUAAAGCAACAGGAGCAGUGUACGUAGACAGCGAUACGGGACUAGAGUCAAUGUCAUCAGCGGAAGCGGGCGCGGCGAACACGCGCGGCGAGCCGCUCGUCACGCAACGCGCCGACGCUGAACAGCUGCGGCAGGAAGUCUGUCGGCUCAAAAAUGACAAGCUUGAUCUGUUGAAACAGAAUAUUAACUGGCAAAACGAAAUAAAAUUCCUACGAGAGAGAGAGAUGACGCUACAAGCCGAACUAGCUGCCGCAGCACGUGAAGUUAGAAGACUUCGCGAACAGCAAGGAGGCACUAUUAUACCAAAUCCAUCGACACAUGAUUCCACUGCUUGAAGUAUUGAAUCUUAUUAUAAUUAUAAUACGGAAUAAUUUGGAAAAAUCACAGUUAAAAUCUCGAUAUGUUAGCGUAAAUGUAAGACGUAUAAAGUCCGUAGAGGUUUUUUCAAUAACGUGCCUACCUAAUCGUCAACUAUUAAUAUAACAUCUUUAUGUAUCUAACUCCGUGUAAUCUAAACCAGAUCUUGGUGACAUUACAUUACGAAUGUUUUUCACAAAAUGUAGUACGUGUUUAGUUUCUUGCGAAUUGUUUUCUUAAUAUAUAGGUCGCAAUGGAAAAUAUAUUUUAUGUAAAAAUGGAGCAAGAGGCUACGCAAGGUCCUAAUUAUUAUCUGUCAUACUUUAAACGUUGCUAAGUUUGAAACCGAAUGUAUAAAGCAACUGUUUAUAUAAAAAAAAAAUUGCUAUUCUUAACUACACAUUUUUUUCCAAGACUGAGUAAAAUGACGUUGUAAUUUCACGUUUC